Messenger RNA from Closterium sp. NIES-65, 1926 nucleotides. NCBI's taxonomy places the organism in Eukaryota, Viridiplantae, Streptophyta, Zygnematophyceae, Desmidiales, Closteriaceae. The record is from the annotation of a GenBank genome assembly.
AUGGCGUCAAAUUCCUCUGCGCCCUCCUCCAACGGCCCCUCCCCGCUCGCCCCCUGGCACCACCCGCAGCAGCAGGCGCAGCAGCCGUACCACCCGCAGCAGCAGCAGGCCUUUCCGCCCCCCCACGGCCUCAUGCCGCCGCCCCAGCCACGCCCAUCGCAGCAGCAAAACCACGUCUCUUUUCAGCUGCAGCCGCCUUCGCAGCAGCAGCAUUCACAGCAGCAGGGGGGGGGCGACAUGGGCGUGGGCAUGGACAUGGAGCUGAGCAUUCAGCUGCCCGCACGGCGCUGGCCGCCCACCCUGGCCGCCAUCACUCCCGGCAGAAGUCUCACCGCCUCCGUGCUCGGCCGCGGCCCCACCCCCAACAUCCGCACGCUGUUCAACACAGAGCGCAAGGCGCUGGGCGAGGGGCAGUAUGGCAAGGUGUAUGUGUGCACGGAGAAGGCCACGGGCGUGCGCUACGCCUGCAAGACCAUCGCUCGCAGCUCCCUCAUCUCCGUGGAGGAUGUGGAGGACGUGCGCAUGGAGGUGAGCGUGCUGUUCCGGCUGCAGGGGCAGCCGAACGUGGUGCGCGUGCACAGCACGUACGAGGACCGCCGCGACAUCCACAUCGUCAUGGAGCUCUGCAGCGGGGGCGAGCUCUUCGAUGAGAUCAACCGCCGCUGCGAUGAGAUGACCGUGCCCUACAGUGAGAGGGACGCGGCGAAGCUGUGCAAGGCGGUGGUGCGGGCGGUGCAUUCGUGCCACAGCAGCGGGGUGAUCCACCGCGACCUCAAGCCCGAAAACUUCCUCUUCUCCUCCGCUGGCGCCGACGCCGUGCUCAAGGCCGCUGACUUCGGCAUGGCUGCCUACUUUAAACCCGGCGAGGGAUUCACGCGGGUGUGUGGGAGCUGCAUGUACAUGGCGCCGGAGGUGAUCCGCAUCUGGGAGAACCUGGGCAAGCAGCGCUACGGGCCGCCCGUGGACAUCUGGGCGUGCGGCGUCAUCUUCUACAUCCUGCUCGCCGGCAACUACCCCUUCCUGCCGCAAGGCCCCGACCGGUCGGAGAGGGCGUUCAGGCGGGUGAUACUGCAGCCGCAGCGGCUGUUCCGAGAGGCGGUGUGGGGACGCAUAUCGGCGGACGCCAAGAGCCUCAUCGCCGCCAUGCUGCACCCCGACCCCGCCCUGCGCCCCACUGCACAGCAGGUGCUCGAGCACACGUGGAUAGUGCGGGCGCCGGACGAGCCGUUGGAGAAGGACGUGGUGGACCGCUUCAAGCAGUUCCUCUACGUCAUGCGCCUCAAGAAGGUCAAGAAGGUGGCGCUCCGGGCGAUGGUGGAGGGCAUGGGGGAGGACGACAUCCGCGUGGUGCAGGGCGACUUGGGUCGCCUGGACCCCAACGCCACCGGAGUGGUGCCCAUCGAGGCGCUGCCCCACGCGCUGCACUCGCGCGGCUUUCAUGGCCCUGCUGAUGCUGUCGCCAGCAUCAUCCACGAGAUCUGUCUGGACGGCAAGGUGGCGUUUGACUAUGCGGACUUCUUUGUGGCGCUGCUGCAGCUGUGCGGGGUGGAGCAGCAGGAGAACCUGUUCCAGGCCUUCUCCGUGUUCGACCAGGACCUCAGCGGCUACAUCAGCGAGGCCGAGCUGCAGCGCGCGUGUGAGAAAUACCGCGUCAACCGCCAAGUGGUGCAGGAGAUGAUGGCCGAGGUCAACCGCGAUGAGGCGGGGCGGGUGGACUACAACGAGUUUGUGGCGAUGAUGCGCAUGCAGGCGGGCGGGGUGAGCCGGCGAACCAUAGAGCGCCACAUGGACAACGGCAGCAUCAAGGAGAUGGACCACGGGGGCGGUGCAUCAGGGCCGUACGAUGGGGACAGCGAUGACAUGCGCAGUGAUGCCGCCUGUGCUGCUGCUGAUACCGCCAGUGUUGGCAAUGGAGGCGGGUUCUGA